GAUGCUCUUCAAAAGGAGGUCGAACAAUUAACACAUAUUUUCGCGACACUUAUUUCGUAAGCAAGCUACCGGUUAAACCGAAAGUGUCAAGUAUACAUAUGUUUUUUGUCAUGCAAUAGCAAAGUCAUGGAGCAAGUCAACAAUAUCGUAGGCGCAGUUUCAAACAUAUUUUUUACUCGAAAGGAGCAACAACAAAUCGGAAAGGUUUCUCGAGAGGUUAUCAAAGAAGUGAAAACACUGAUCGACAUACGUGAGAUGGCUGGGAAUAAUUUUGUCAGAGUUGCAGGUCUUUCCGGCGCUGUCGCGGUUGCAAUGGCUGCAUACGGAGCUCAUGCUUUUAACCAUGAAGGGAAUGAAGAAGAACAAAAACUUAAGAAUGUAUUUGAGUCAGGAAACAAGAUGCAUCUGUUUCACUCGGUGGCAAUGAUGGCUGUACCACUGACAAGGAAUCCUAACUUGGUCGGUUGCACGAUGGCAACAGGGAUGCUGAUAUUCUCCGGGAGCUGUUACUACCAGGCAAUAACAAAAGACGGCCGCAUCCGAAAGAUUACGCCCUAUGGAGGCAUGCUUCUCAUCAUCUCAUGGCUCCUUAUGAUCCUGUGACCUUGAACAAUAAUCUGUGACCUUGAACUUUGGUGUUUUCAUGGCUCCUUAAGAUCCUGUGACUUUGAACUUUGGUGUUUUCAUGGCUCCUUAAGAUCCUGUUACUUUGAACUUUGGUGUUUUCAUGUCUCCUUAAAAACCUGUGACCUUGAACAUUGGCAUAUUUAUAGCUCCUUUAGAUCCUGUGACCUUGAACUUCAGUGUUUUCAUGUCUCCUUAAGAUCCUGUGACAAUGAACUUUGGUGUAUUUAUAGCUCCUUUAGAUCCUGUGACAAUGAACUUUGGUGUAUUUAUGGCUCCUUAUGAUUCUGUUUCCUUAAUAAUAUUAUCCUUUAGUCGAAAUUUGGUAUUUUCUUCAUGGCUUCUUCUUAUCAUUUGACCUUGAUUUUUUUCUCAUGGCUGUGACCUUGAACUGUAGUAUUUACCUUGCACUUAAGUGUUCUGGUGGAUUUUAGUUUGAAUAAUUAAUUAUUCUAUGCCUUCAUACCAAGGUAUUCAAAUGUGCACUUCUUAUGAUAUGUAACCUAGAACUUUUUUAUGUUGUAUAAAAAAACAUGAAAUAAUUGUGCCAAUUAACAUUAAUAAAGAUAAUCGGUAAUUAUUUUAUUGGAUGGUUUCUUGCAGAAGCGUCGCCGUGUGAUGCCUGUUCAGUUGUUCGAUUAAGUACAAAAAGCAGUAGAUAGUCGUCAAUUCAUUCACGCCAAGCCUUUUAUGAAAUAAUUUGAUUAAAUGCAUUUGUACAAAAGAAAUAGUUUUCAGUGAAAAGAACCUCUUUUCAUUAGAUCUGAUGACUUUGAAUUGAUUUUGGUGGACAGAGGCUAUUGCAUACCAUUCUUUUUAAUCGUUUGUUUUGCUUAAACAUGUCAUCAUGUGUUAAAAUGCUUUUGCUCCUAAAACUUUUAAUGCGUGAGUAUGCUCCACCUAACUGAAUAUGUUCGUUUGGUACCUAUGUAUGCAAAUAAAUAUUGUGAUAUUUUUAUGGAAUGUUUAAAAUUGUGCUGGAAUACGUUUGCAGUUGUUUAUUUUGUGUUUUAAAUGCAUACGGUUGUGGUAUUGAAUUUAGAUACAUGUGAGUCUGUUGUGGUAUCUGUUUACUUGCGCUAAUUUGAUAAAUGUUUUUUAGGCAUUUAUUUAUAUAUUUGUAUUCUAGGCAUAUGGUUAGCAGUAAAUAAAUGGAUACAUUGCUA
Molecule: messenger RNA, 1790 nt
Organism: Dreissena polymorpha
Lineage: Eukaryota; Metazoa; Mollusca; Bivalvia; Myida; Dreissenidae
Product: transmembrane protein 256 homolog
Exons: 4
Coding region: 127-603 (158 amino acids)
Source: RefSeq, a predicted model, not a curated record